GGCGCCAGUCGGACCGAGCGGUGGCCGUGCUCUCCAAGUCCGAAUAACCAGUUCAGGAUGUCCAUCCUAGAGCGCCUGGAGCAGAUGGAAAGGAGGAUGGCUGAGAUGACGGGGUCCCAGCAGCACAAGCAGGGGAGCGGAGGAGGCAGCAGUGGAGGGGGCAACGGGACUGGGAACGGAGGAAGCCAAGCUCAGUGCGCUUCUGGCCCUGGGACACUGGGGAGCUGCUUCGAGAACCGUGUGGUGGUCGUGUGUGAGAAGAUGAUGAGCCGAGCCUGCUGGGCCAAGUCCAAGCACUUGAUCCACUCGAAGACCUUCCGUGGGAUGACCCUCUUGCACCUGGCUGCGGCGCAGGGCUACGCCACCCUCAUCCAGACCCUCAUCAAAUGGCGCACAAAGCAUGCAGAUAGCAUUGAUUUGGAACUGGAAGUUGACCCCUUGAAUGUGGACCACUUCUCCUGUACCCCUCUGAUGUGGGCAUGUGCUCUAGGGCACUUAGAAGCUGCCGUCGUUCUGUACAAGUGGGACCGUCGGGCCAUCUCUAUCCCUGACUCCCUAGGAAGGCUACCUUUGGGGAUUGCCAGGUCAAGGGGUCAUGUGAAAUUAGCAGAGUGUCUGGAGCACUUGCAGAGAGAUGAACAGGCGCAGCUGGGGCAGAACCCCAGAAUGCACUGUCCUCCAAGCGAGGAGCCCAGCACGGAGAGCUGGAUGACCCAGUGGCACAGCGAAGCCAUCAGCUCUCCAGAAAUACCCAAAGGAGUCACCGUUAUUGCAAGUACCAAUCCAGAGCUGAGAAGACCUCGUUCUGAACCCUCUAAUUACUACAGCAGUGAGAGCCACAAAGAUUAUCCAGCUCCCAAAAAGCAUAAAUUGAACCCUGAGUACUUCCAGGCAAGGCAGGAGAAGCUGCUGUCCACUGCACUGAGUCUGGAACAGCCAAAUAUCAGGAAGCAGAGCCCUAGUUCUAAGCAGUGUGUCCCCGAGACAAUCAGCCCCAGUGAAGGAGUGAGGGACUGCAUCCGGGAAACCUCCCCUCCCACUCCAGAGACUGCAGGAUUCCAAGCCUCUGGAUCUCAGCCUGUAGUAAAGUGGAAUUCCAAAGGUCUUUACAUUGGUGUGUCUACAGUACAGGUGACUGGAAAUCCGAAGGGGACCAGUGUAGGAGAGGAUGCAGCACCUUCACAGGUGCGUCCUCGGGGACCCACGAGUGUCCUGAUGAUGGCUAACAGAGAGGUGGUGGAUUCAGAGAUGGGGUCCUACCGCGAUAGCGCAGAGCGCGCGGAAUGCUCACAGCCCAUGGACGAGAUACAGGUGAACAUGAUGACCUUGGCAGAGCACAUCAUUGAAGCCACACCUGAUCGAAUUAAACAGGAGAGUUUUGUGCCCACGGAGCCCUCGGCAUUGGAAAGACCAGACACUGCCACCAUCAGCAGUACCAUGAGCUGGCUGGCCAGUUACCUAGCCGAUGUCGACCGUCUGCCAAGCGCUGCCCAGAUCAGAAGUGCGUAUAACGAGCCUCUCACCCCUUCUUCUAAUACCAGCUUGAGCCCUGUUGGCUCCCCAGUCAGUGAAAUAGCUUUUGAGAAACCCAGCCUUCCCUCAGCAGCAGACUGGUCAGAAUUCCUGAGUGCGUCUACCAGUGAGAAGGUGGAGAAUGAGUUUGCUCAGUUGACUCUUUCUGAUCAUGAGCAGAGAGAGCUCUAUGAAGCCGCCAGGCUCGUCCAGACCGCUUUCCGGAAAUACAAGGGCCGACCCUUGCGGGAGCAGCAGGAAGUAGCCGCCGCUGUCAUUCAGCGUUGUUACAGAAAAUACAAACAGCUGACAUGGAUAGCCUUGAAGUAUGCACUUUAUAAAAAGAUGACACAGGCUGCCAUCCUAAUCCAGAGUAAAUUCCGAAGUUACUACGAACAAAAAAAAUUCCAGCAGAGCCGGCGCGCUGCUGUGCUGAUCCAGAAGUAUUACCGGAGUUAUAAGAAAUGUGGCAAGAGACGGCAGGCUCGCCGAACAGCCGUCAUCGUGCAACAGAAACUCAGGAGCAGUUUGCUAACCAAAAAGCAGGACCAAGCUGCUCGAAAAAUAAUGAGGUUCCUCCGCCGCUGCCGCCACAGCCCCCUGGUGGACCAUAGGCUGUACAAAAGGGUGAGUUUAGCUGCCUGCUAGCCAGUGUUUACCUUUAUCUUCCAUUUUCAAUAUUUUGCUUUUUGCUUGCUUGCAUGGGGCUGCAGCCUAGGUAUGCCAGUAAGUUUCACAUCCAUUUUGAAUGAAAUAAGAUAAAAUGAAAACUAACCCUAACUACUAACACCGCUACAUUAUACAACAUGGCAAUAGUCACAUACAGCAGAUGAACAAAUGCAUGAGUGAGAGAAAGGGA
Molecule: messenger RNA, 2371 nt
Organism: Neogale vison (American mink)
Lineage: Eukaryota; Metazoa; Chordata; Mammalia; Carnivora; Mustelidae
Product: calmodulin-binding transcription activator 1-like
Exons: 13
Coding region: 58-2160 (700 amino acids)
Biological process (GO): regulation of transcription by RNA polymerase II
Cellular component (GO): nucleus
Molecular function (GO): protein binding; transcription coregulator activity; double-stranded DNA binding
Source: RefSeq, a predicted model, not a curated record